AUUGUUAGUUUGACAACUUCAAGUUCUAGCUUUUCACAUUUUACAAGAAAAAUCUUGAAUAGGACAAUAUCUCUUUCAUUUAGCUUUUUAGGUAUAAUUAUUGUAAAGCUAUUUUAAACCAAUUGGUCUGUUUAUAAUUGAAAUGUUUUUUAAUUUGUAAUUGAUAGUGAGAUGUUGGAAACUAAAAAUAGAUCUAGCCGUAGAUAGUUCACAACUCUUUCGCAUUGUUAUGGUAAAUCGGUGUUAAUAUUGAAGACAAUAUGGGGAAACGAGAAGAUCCCCUGUGGAAACUUACCGCCGCUCGAGAACGUGAUGGCAUAUCAAGAAAAUUCCAGAGCCGACUUACCGUCACCCGUAACUUAGUAGACAGACUUGGUCUAGAAAAAGAGCUCCAUGGGCAUAUGGGUUGUGUAAACUGCUUAGAAUGGAGCAAAGAUGGAUCUGUGCUGGCAUCGGCAUCCGAUGAUCUUCAUGUAAUACUGUGGGAUCCAUUUCGGUAUAAGCAACUACAUAAUAUUACAACUGGACAUACAGGAAACAUAUUUUCUGUAAAGUUUCUAUCGCCGGACAUAGUAGCAACAUGUGCUGCAGAUGCAUCAGUGAGAGCUCGCAAUAUUUAUGGUGGUACAUCACUUUUAGAAUGUGCCUGCCACAGUGCCAGAGUUAAGAGGCUGGCAGUUGCCCCUGAUAAGCCUCAUCUUUUGUGGUCUGCAGGAGAAGAUGGUUUGAUUUUACAACACGAUCUCCGUAUGCCUCACCGCUGCAACUCGGACUGCAGUAAUGUGCUAGUCAAUUUGCUUAACCACAUGGGUCGGUACGCGGAGGCCAAAUGUCUGGCUGUGAACCCGCGCCGGCCAUAUCAGUUAGCCGUCGGUGCUAAUGACUUUUACGUACGACUAUAUGACACUAGGAUGAUAAAACUUGGAAGGUUGCAGGACUUUCAAAUGAACGCGCCCAUGUCUCGCCUAAUGUGGGAACGUCAGAACGUUCGAUGUUCCCGUGCGGGUCAGGGCGACCCCGAUAACAAUAUACCGCGCGCUGCCGUGCAGUACUUCGCGCCCGGUCACUUGUCAAUGGAGCCGCAAGAGCACACGUUCCCGAAGAAAGCGGCCACUUACAUCGCCUUCAGUCACGACGGAAAUGAGCUUCUAGUCAAUUUAGGCUCAGAACAGGUAUACUUAUACGAUAUAAAUUCUUCUCGGCGGCCGGUGCUUGUAGAGAGUUUUAUAAUUCAACACAAUCAUGGCUAUCGUGAGGGGGAGAAAGGGAAGAAUGGGACGAGUGAGGCUAAAAAUGGGACCAACAAUGGGACAGUGCCAAAGGACGGUGGUAAUGGUACUGUGGACCAAAACUUGCCGGAUAACGUUAGACAGAUGAAGGAAGCGGCAAAUGAUCUCGUGAACAAAAGCAACUACUCAGGCGCAGUGACCCUUUACAAUCUGGCGCUAGCCGAGUGUCCCGACUGUGCCAUUCUCUACUCCAAUAGGGCCGCUGCCCUCAUGCGAAGAGGAUGGACCGGCGACACAUACGCGGCCAUACGCGACUGUUACACAGCCAUAAAGCUAGACUCCACUCACGUGAAAUCUCACUUCCGCCUCGCGAAAGGCUUGAUGGAUUUAAAAAGGGCACGCGAAGCCCACGAGUGCCUGCUUUAUUUCAAAGACAAGUUUCCUAAACACGCGACUAGUCAUGCGGUGUUCUUAUUACAAAAGGAUAUUGGAGAAGCUCUAGAGUCUAUGGAAACUCAGCCGGAUGAGGCUACUGAUGAAGAAGGCCAAGGAGGAAGUGCCUUAGAGCGUCAACUUCGCAGUUCCGCGUUGGAUUAUUCCAGUCGCUUCUUGGGCCAUUGCAAUACGACCACAGACAUCAAAGAAGCCAAUUUCCUUGGACCCGAUGCCAACUAUCUCGCUGCUGGCUCUGAUGACGGCAGUAUGUUCGUAUGGUGUCGUCGUUCGGGCAACAUAGUGCGAUGUCUUCGGGCGGACGAGUCCAUUCUGAAUUGCGUGCAGCCUCAUCCCACAUUGUUCCUUCUCGCAACUAGCGGCAUCGAAGCAGUUGUACGGCUAUGGAGUCCAGCACCUGAGGAUGGCAACACUGAAAGUCGAUUAGUGGACGGUUCCACAGCAUCAGCGGUAAAUCAGCAGCGCAUGCGCAGCGAUCCUUUCGAGGCCAUGCUGCUCAACAUCUCCUUCGCUGGUGGACCAGAGAGGGACAUCCAGUCGCCUGUUUGCCGUGCCACGUAGGAGAAGGACAGUCAAAGAUAAGAGUCGAAUGUAAAUAAUUGUAAUGACUAUUUAUUUGCUCAUAAUGUUGACACAUUCGAAUAACAAUACUGUAGAAACGUGUGGCUUAUCGUGAUCCUUCAAUUAAUAGCUUUUGUAAUUGUUUAGCAAAAAUUUUAUAGUUGGUUUCCACUCCACUUUGUGGAGUUUUCGUAGAAAAAAUAUUAAGUAAAUGUGUACCAUCAAAUUAUUGUGUUAAUGCUAAUUCAAAAAUUCUUCAAGCUCUCAUAGCUUAAAUAGAAUACACACAUUAAACCCUUUAUAAUAGUUAGCAAAUUUCAUUUUUUUUAAUACACUUUCCCAUCACCUGGGAAAUUGCUCACGAAAAUUUGAGCAAUUCCCAUUUACUUUA
Messenger RNA from Pieris napi, 2634 nucleotides. RefSeq names its product WD and tetratricopeptide repeats protein 1 (gene adp). The transcript has 13 exons. Gene Ontology annotation, cellular component: Cul4-RING E3 ubiquitin ligase complex; cytoplasm. The record is from RefSeq and is a predicted model, not a curated record. Gene Ontology annotation, molecular function: protein binding. Gene Ontology annotation, biological process: negative regulation of fatty acid biosynthetic process. NCBI's taxonomy places the organism in Eukaryota, Metazoa, Arthropoda, Insecta, Lepidoptera, Pieridae. The coding region runs from base 261 to 2243 and encodes 660 amino acids.